ACACAGAGGAUCAGACAGACUGGACCUGCUGGAAACUGAGGAAAAUGGAAGGUGCCUCUUACUGCUACAUUUUCCCAGUGAGGGAGUGAACUUUAGAAGCAGCAUGGCUGAAAACUCCAUCCAGACGGAAGCGGAUGUUGUGUAUUGCAAACUGUGUUUGAGUGAUUGUCCUGCAUCAGAGACGAGUACACUGCGCUCCUGUGACUGUGUCUUUUGCACCAAGUGUUUGAGCCAGUAUGUAAAGUUGGCAAUACAGGAUGGGGCUGGCACCCCUAUUACUUGUCCUGAUCUGGCCUGCAAGCACCCUGGACCGAUACUGGACUCAGAGAUCGCCUCGCUGGCCUCGGCUGACCAAGUUGAGCUCUAUCAGAGGCUCAAAUUUGAAAGAGGUAUUUCGAAGAUUGCCUAUGUACCUGAUGCUGGUGCAAAAGAUGUGCUAUGCUUCAAGCAUUACAAUGCAACAGAGGUUUUGCUGGGCAGGACGAUGGAGGAUUGGCUCAGAUUCUCAGUGUGUAACUGGCACUCAUUUUGUGGAACUGGUGCCGAUCCAUUUGGAUUUUCUACCUUGCCCAGGCCAUGGAAUGAGGGGAACAGUGACAUGGAGAUAGCAAAGAAAAGGCUUAGUGCAGCCUUUGAGUUCUUCACCAAACUUGGUGUGAAAUACUAUACAUUUCAUGACCGGGACAUGGCCCCUGAGGGUCGCACUUUGGAGGAAACCAACAGGAACCUGGAUGAGAUAACAGACCUGGCACUGCAGCUGCAGAACCAGACUGGUGUAAAAGUGCUGUGGAUCACCUGCAACCUGUUUGCUCAUCCCAGGUAUAUGAAUGGAGCCUCCACAAACCCAGACUGCCAUGUUUUUGCCUAUGCUGGAGCUCAGGUGAAGAAAGGAUUAGAGAUAGCCAAGAAGCUUGGGGCUGAGAACUUUGUGUUCUGGGGUGGCCGUGAAGGAUUUCAGUCCGUCCUUAAUACAGACGUCUCUGCCGAACUCAAGCAUAUGGCCAGCUUUUUCAAAAUGGCAGUUGCAUACAAAGAGAACAUUGGGUUAAAAUGCCAGUUCCUCAUUGAGCCCAAGCCAAAGGAACCAUGCAAGCACCAGUACGACUAUGAUGCGAUGACUGUCAUUGGCUUUUUGAAGCACUUCGGCCUGGACAAGGACUUUAAACUGAAUAUCGAACCCAACCACACCACACUGGCAGGACAUUCCUAUGAACAUGACAUUAUCAUGGCCUCUGUCUUUGGCAUGCUUGGCUCUGUUGAUUCCAAUACUGGCUCUCCUGAUCUGGGCUGGGACACGGAUCAGUUUCCCAUGGACAUCAGAAACACCACCAUGGUGAUGAAGGCUAUUGUUGAACAGGGGGGCCUGCAGCCAGGAGGAUUAAAUUUUGAUGCCAAGGUCCGGAGAGAAUCGACUGACCCAGAGGAUUUGUUUAUUGCUCAUAUUGGUGCCAUGGAUGCUUUUGCUCGAGGCCUCAGAAAUGCUGCCAAGAUUAUUGAGGAGGGAGUUAUGCAAACUAUGCUGCGGGAACGCUACAUGAGCUUCAGCCAUGGCAUUGGACAGAAGAUAGAAAUGGGUGGUGCAUCACUGGAGGAUCUGGAGGAAUUUAUAAAGAAAAACGGAGAGCCCAAAGUGACGUCAGGGAAACAAGAACAAUAUGAAGCUGUUUUAAAUCAUUACCUCUAAGAUCACAGUGAUUUUUGAUUAUGUUUAUGAACAGGGGUUUAUGACAGGGAAUAUUCUACUGAAAUCAGGGUAUUAAUGCUGUUGUGAAUAUAUAUUUUGCCAACUACUUCAGUGAACUGUUUAUGAGUCACUAAGGCUUUCAGUGAAUGAGUCAUUUUACCUGUAGACAUCCUGACUUACAAUUCAAUCAUAAAUAACAAUUGUUAGCUUAUUAUUCCAUGAAAUAAAUAAAAGUCACAAUCAUAAAGUGGUAGUUGUCAUUUGAAGUGCACAUAAGUGCUACUACUUUUUGUAGGAUUUUGUACUUUUACACCACCAUUGUAAAGAUUAAUUUAUAAAAAGCAUAGUAUAUCUUACUUUUGCUGGCAAAUGGAAUAUUAAUGUGUGCACAGUUUAAAGUGUGUAUGUUUAAGUUUGGUCAGAUUUCAAGUUACAGUAACAUAAAAUUUCAAAUAUUAAGUAUGUUAUAACUUCAUAUAUCCCAAUUUGACUGGAAGUGUCCAUUUUGUUGUAAACUAUGGCCCUUAUAGAUGCACACAUGACAUUUGAGUGUACUCCUGAUAUUUCAGUAGGCUUGGUAUUAGUGCAGGUUUCUGCUUAUGUAGAAUCCAAACAUUAUAUGUCCAACAUGUCCAAUCUCCGUUUUCUACAAAGCAUUAAACACUUAAUCAUAAAACUGAUACAUGGUACAAAUGAUCAUGUAAAUUGAUGAUCACCAGCGCACAAGGGAUUACUUAUUACUUUUAGUGGCUGCAAUAGAUUAGUUUAUGAGGGUGGCACAGUGGCUCGCCUCCUGGGUUCGAUCCCCAGGUGGGGCAGUACGGGUCCUUUCUGUGUGGAGUUUGCAUGUUCUCCCCUUGUCUGUGUGGGUUUUCUACUACAGUCCAAAGACGUGCAAGUGAGGUGAAUUGGAGAUACAAAAUUGUCCAUGACUGUGUUUGAUAUUAAACUUGAACUGAUGAAUCUUGUGUAACGAAUAACUACCAUUUCUGUAAAUUCAAAUUUAUUUAUAUAGUGCUUUUUACAAUGGACAUUGUCUCAAAGCAUCAGAAUCCAGGACCAACAGACCAAAAACCCCUGUUGAGCUAGCCGAGGGCCACAGCGGCAAGGAAAAACUCCCUUAAAAAUACAGGAAGAAACCUUCAUUGUUCAGUCCAAUCUGUGACAUAGUCCGUUAAAAACCUAAUAAAUAAAUAAAUAAAUUGAUUUAUUCUCA
Molecule: messenger RNA, 2900 nt
Organism: Trichomycterus rosablanca
Lineage: Eukaryota; Metazoa; Chordata; Actinopteri; Siluriformes; Trichomycteridae
Gene: rnf144b
Product: ring finger protein 144B
Exons: 17
Coding region: 104-1684 (526 amino acids)
Biological process (GO): carbohydrate metabolic process
Molecular function (GO): xylose isomerase activity
Source: RefSeq, a predicted model, not a curated record